Molecule: messenger RNA, 879 nt
Organism: Marasmius oreades (fairy-ring Marasmius)
Lineage: Eukaryota; Fungi; Basidiomycota; Agaricomycetes; Agaricales; Marasmiaceae
Exons: 4
Coding region: 52-879 (275 amino acids)
Biological process (GO): cristae formation
Cellular component (GO): MICOS complex; mitochondrial crista junction
Source: RefSeq, a predicted model, not a curated record
GCGUGACGUUCCGUUUUCCAUCGUCGUCAACGCCAUUGGCAUUCACCAUCCAUGAACCCCUCACGGUUCAGAUUGCCCAGAGGGUCCAGCCCACGCUCAUUACUCCUCGCUGCAGGCGCUGCAGCAGUUUUAGUGUCUCCCAGAGAACAGGAGAAGUUACCUAUAUAUCCUCAACCAGACCCCGAAAUCAUUCUACAAGAAAUCCCCUCCGAGCUCGAAAGACAGAUCGGAAUAGCACGGAGAACGUUACAUACGACCUAUAAAGAAACACAUUCAAGGGUCCAAGGGGUCGUUUCCAAAUGGAUCGGUGUUGAACAUGCUAUCGAAAACCGAAUAAAAUCCAUAAAAUCCCCCCAAGAAUCUCUCACCCCAGGAAUCCUCUACAUCGGCAUAGCAACCCUAACAGCCUCCAUCAUCUCCCGCCCCCGCAGUCUUCCCAUCCGAUUCCUCCUCCCACCUACCUUCUUCGUUCUUUCCAUGAACCAAUUCCUACCCAAAACGACGAGUAACUUGGGAGACUACCUAGGAUCACUCGAACACCACUAUUUCCCCACCCUGGCUGAAAAACACGCAGUGGCGAGUGCGCAUACUGCUAUGACGUGGGAGAGGAUGAAAAGUGCUACGAGGGAUACGAGGGAGAGGGUUCAUUUGGGUGUUGAGAGUGGGGUGGAGAAGGUUCAGGAGGUGACGGGGUUGAAGCUGAAAGAGACGUUGGGAUGGGGGAAACGGGUGUCGGGGGAGGUUGAGGGACGUGUUGUACAGGCUGUUCAUGCUGUUGAAAAUAAGGUGGAGGAAGUGAAGGUGGUUACUGAAAAGAGAGUUGACGAGGUUGUUGAGAAAACUGAGAAGAAGGCGGAAGAAGUUAAGAAACUAGUGUAG